This is a messenger RNA of Melanotaenia boesemani (Boeseman's rainbowfish), 7759 nucleotides long. Its product is annotated as basic helix-loop-helix domain-containing protein USF3. The coding region runs from base 255 to 7247 and encodes 2330 amino acids. The record is from RefSeq and is a predicted model, not a curated record. Gene Ontology annotation, molecular function: protein dimerization activity. Lineage: Eukaryota; Metazoa; Chordata; Actinopteri; Atheriniformes; Melanotaeniidae. The transcript has 7 exons.
GAGAUGAGUUGAGUGCUUUGCUAGCUAACACUUAGCUCCCAAUGUGUUAAGUUUUUGCUAGAACCAACAGUCUUCAAAAUGCCAAGACUAUUUGUUAAUGGAAAUUCUAUUCCAUUACCAACGUUUUGCGAGAACAGGAGCGAAUUAAGCGCGUUAAUUUGCUUAAUAAUCAUGAUGGUUACGGAAGGGAUUUAAGGUCCAGUUGUUGUAUGCGAUCACUGGUACCUCAUCUUACCUGUAACUGUUAAAACAGGAUGCCAGAGAUGACAGAAACUCAGACACCUGGUCGUAAACCCAAAAAGAAGAAAAAUAAAGAAUCUCACAAUGCAGUUGAAAGACAUAGAAAAGAGAAAAUUAACGCGGGGAUUAACCGGAUUGGUAAUCUUCUGCCGUGUUCCCCUGCACUUAAACAGAGUAAGAACAUGAUACUGGAUCAGGCUUUUCGUUACAUCACUGAACUGCAAAAACAAAAUGACACAAUGCUUCUAGAAGGUGGAGAUAAAGUUCAAGGUAAGAUAUUAACACAGGAAAUCUGUCGGCUGCGGAGUCAAUUGGAGGAAUUGAGAAAGGAGAGUUCUCAUUAUAUCGCACUCCUCAAAGCUCAUGAUAUCAACAUUCUUGAGGACCCUACUAUCCACUGGACGGGCAAGCAGCGCUGUGCCAAAGUGGCAAAAGUGACCCCCACUCACCAGCUCCCAAAGGGGAUUGUUGUCUAUUCCAAUGGCAACAUGAUGUGCCCUGCAGGAAAACAGAGUAACCCAGGGAAACAGCCCUCUGAAACAUUAAUUCUUCAACCAACAGCUGAGCCGAGAUUAAGAGUUAAUGGCACCCUGCUGCAAGUUAAUACGUCUUCCUCCACUCCUGUACUUCUACCUGGGUCAGCUGUCACCCCCACUCAUUCUGCUCCAAGUCUCAGAAUGAUAGAGCAGUGUGUGGUUGAGACACCGGCUACAGCCCCCACUCUGCCACCUUCUGUGUCUUACAUCACUCUCCAGAUCCCUGCUGCUGCUACAACCCUACCCCAGCAAACACAGUCUGCUGCCCCACAGACCCUCACUGUUGCAACUACUUCAGCCUCACAGUUUCCCACUAAUACCCCUGUUCUGCCUGUGUCCACGCACCCCACAUUUACCCAAACUGUAACAAGAGCAAUAACUUCAGAGGUUUGCUCAUGGAUUACACAGGAUACUGCCAUCAGGACUGUAAAUUACACUGCUAUCCCUAGCAGCCAAACACUUCUUAGGGCUGGGGCUGCAGGGAGCACACAGACAACCUGGACAACAUUGCAGAUGGCAGGAAACACAGUGCAACCAGUCUGCCAGAGUCUACCCUCACAAGAGGUCAACAGCACCACCCAAACUAUCCAACAGGUGACUGUUUGUCCAGUGGGCAGCAAACCACCCGUUCACCCCAUUCAAAUACAGAUGCAGCCACAUGUGCCUGUACAGCAGGCACCCAUUACUGGUCAUAUUCAAGCACAGCCUAUUCAAAAUCCACCUCAGCCACAACCUGCAGUUCUAAACCAGGCACAACCUCAGCCAGUCCUAGCCCCCCAACCUCAGUGUGCUGUCCUUCCCCAAUCAGCCAUAGUACAGCAGCCAGCUGUGGUGGCCCACCCUGCUGUUGUUUCACAGCCUCAGUCUGCUGUACUUCAGCCAGCAUCAUUAGUUCCUCACACCCCUACAGCCCUUAUCCCUCAGCCUCAGCCCCUUCCUCAGCCAGCCCUGGUGCCUCAGCCACAGGCCACUGUGCUCCCCCUUCUUCAGACUAUGCAGGUGCUGCAAGUCAACCCAACUGGGGCAACAGCUUCAAGUGUAACAGCAUGUCAGAAAACAAACAAUCCAAGUGUUGUAAUCUUGCAGCAGGCCAGUGCUUGUCCUGCCCAGUCAGUAGUGAGGGAUGACAUGACUAAUCAGACACCAUGCCAGCAUAUUGUAAUUAUUCAAGCACCUAAUCAGGCUGCAUCUGCUCCUCAGAAUCCUCAAGUUGGCAUAGUUCCUGCUGCAGUACCCGUUGUGUCCACUCAAACACCCACAACCAGUUCUGUGCCUGCCACUCCCUUACAGAGCGUUGGGGGAAAGCAGCUUGUGCACAUUCUCCCUCGUCCUGUUCAUUCUCAAGUGAACCAUCCUCCACAGGGCUCCCAAACCUCUUCUUCUCCACCAGUUCCUACAACUCCACAAACUAUCACUGUGAACGGCCAGGUGUUUGCCCUGCAACCUCUGAAGACCUCUGAGAAAGCCAGUUCCCAGGGUGGCCAAAGUACCCUCCAGCUGGUCCAACCCACCACCACUGAAGAACCAACUACCAAUGUGGCUCUCAACAGUUUAGGGGCCCUCAGCAGUCUCAACCAGAGCAUCUCUCAGGGCCUCCCUCUUACCAUUUCUAGCCAGAGCAAUUGUCAGCCGCCACCUGCUCCGUUAACAGUACUGCAACAGAAGCAGCAGCAGCCUGCUGUUUCAUCACCCACACUACCCGCCCAGCAGUUACAAAUGCCACGUGUCAAUCCACUCAGAUCAGCUCCCAUAGUUAAUGCUUCUAAGCCUUCAGGAAAGAGGCUUCGCACAGCUUUAAAUGCAAAGAAAGCAGCCGCUAAAAGGGCUAAAUCUGCCAAGAAAAAAGAGCUCAAUCAGGCACAAACUGCUGUUUCUGCAAAAUCAGAGGCUGCUGGACGAGAGAACCGGACAGUUCAAGUUACCCAAGUUUUACAGUCCACAGCUCUCAAAGUCACAGACAUUCACCCCACAUCUACCACAAUUUCCAAUACUACAGAUAGCAGGGAAGCUACAGGCAGUGUUACUUCAGUACAGAACACACAGCAGAUGAUUGUAUGCAGUUCAUCCAGUAAUGCAACUGUGUUUAGUCAAGCUCACCAACAAGAUAAAAGCUCCUUCAGCGGAUCUCAAAAUGAUUCAGUAUUCUCUCAUAGCAACACUAGCACUAUCACCACCACAGUUACAACUGUCAAAGCAACAUCAGUUAAGCCACCAUGCAGUGCAGCUUUGGCCACUGAGAUUAAAACAGCAGUCGUGUCUGGCAACAGUUCAUCUGCAACCAAACUCUCAGUUCCAGAGGUCAAACAUCCAACACCAAGUACAUCAGUUAACACAACACAAAGCAAGUCAGCUUGUGCUACUGCUGUUUCUAAACAAAACACUUUUUUGGCCCCUUCUUUAGCUUCCACUGAGACUCGGAAACACUCUGCAACAGAUUCUAGCACUUGUUUAACUCAAGUCUGUACCAGCAGCAUCAUAACAAAUGUACCAGUGUCUUCAAAUCAGACUCCCCACACAGACUACCCUUGUCUUUCCCAUGGAUCUAAAGCCAAAGAUCCACUGUUUUGUAAUAAAUCUGAGUGUCAGGCCCUCUCUUCAUCUUCUGUGUCCACAAGUUUAGUGCUGUCAUCACCUGCACCAGUGUGUCCUGUUGCCCACAGCUCUGUUACUGCCUCUACAACAAGUUCAGAGUUAAGGAAAAGAGCCACUGCUCCAAGACCUCCAGCACAGCAGACUGAGGUGACUGUUCCCAAUCCCUCCUCGGGCCAUCCUUCUGAAGUCAAACUAUCCCAAGCUACUAGAACUAACAGAGAGGUCCAGGAGGAGAGAUGUUCCACAAUAUCCGAGAAAGAAGGCUUGAUGGCAGUGACUUCCAACGAACCCUCAAGAAAGGAUUUUGCUUCGUCUCAACAGGUGUACACUAACUUAGAUGACCAUACUAUGGAGCACCCCAUGACUUCUAGCAGACAGACUGAUUCACCCAUGUCUACUGGGGCUGGGGGUGGCAGAGGAUUCUCUGUGGCAUCAUUGCUUCCACAGGGCCACAGUAUCAGUGCCUCAUCUGGCUCCUUUGGAACAUUUACAUUUACAUCUGAGCAGGCAGAGAUGCUGGCCUUGGCCAUGCUAGAGCAGGACAGCCCUGGGAAGAGGAGUGGAGGCUGCCCAGGGGAUAACACUUCAACUAAUCCCGCCUCAUCCACAUGGGACUCCCCUAAAACCCCACCAGCGUCCUCCAGUAAAGAGAGGGGCUUAGCUGGACAGCAGGCUAAAGUGAAUAAGCCCAUGGAUCCAGGAACUGUUAAAGCUGUUAUUGAGUUGUCCGUCAGAGGACAGGCAGGGGAAGGGUCUGUUGGUGGGACAAAUGGAGCUAGACAUCCUCAAAAUAUUGUGUACUCGCAGUCUCAGCCUCUCCCACUUGCCCAAUCUCAAAGCUCCUCCCAGAGUGGCACAGUGGCAAGCCUAAGUGUAAACAAUCUAAUAAGGCCCAGCUCCAGUCACCAACCCUAUCCUGGUUCCCCUAAUCUUGCUGGGCAACAGGGCUCUGUUUCCUCUCCUGCAGGAACCUCAGCCCAUAUAUCCCAGCCAUCAAACACUGCCCUCUCACCGUGCUCAGGUGCUGCUCAGACAAAUGAGUAUACUCCCUUAAAGACUACUUUAAUGAGGGCUCAGCCUGGAGUUGGUGUGGGUGAGCGACAAGUAAAGAUCAUUUCUAAGCGGCAGGCCCAAGAAGAAGUCAUGUUAAACACAGGAAAACGACCAAAGCCUUGCCCUCCACCAGCUAACGCUGUUAGCCAUAUGGAGGUAAAAACACCAGAUCGCAAUCAAAUUAUGGCAGGACAGCUGCCUUCCACAUCCUCAGCUGUCAUGACAAGAAUUAAUUCUGAAAGUGCAGGCCCUCUGUUCUCUACAAACUCUUUCAUGAGUGCGGGAGUUCGCCCAACAGAGGUUCAGUGCCCUGCUCAAGCACCCCCUGAACAGAACCAGGUAGGGGCCCUUCAUCUGCCCCAGGGUCACCCACAACAUACUGUAAGCCAGCCUAGCCAGCAUCUGGGAGGGAAUCUUUACAUGAAACAGCAGCAGGAGCAACAGAGACACCAUCUGUAUCAUUUGCAACACCACCUAACACAGUCAGACCCUGCACAGCGCCACUCUCUACACCAGAGGGCACUGCAACAACAACAGCAACAAGAGCAGCAGCAUGUCCAAAAGAAGCGAGGACUUGUUAGAGGAAGUCAAGCUGGCUCACCUGCUGGCCUGCCACAGAAGCAGCAUCACCUGGAAAAGUCUGGAAUUCAGCAGCACUCUCACCAACAACAACAGACUCAGCAUCAGCAGCGUACACAGCAGCAAUCUCAACAGCACCCACAACAGUCACACCAACAAUCACAACAGCAUCAACAGCCAACACAACACCAACAGACUCACCCCCAACAGCACCAACAGGCACACCCACAACCUCCCAAUGCACAGCAUCAACAACACCAACAGCAGCAGUUACAGCAGCAGCAAAACUCCCACUCCAGACACCAGCAGCAUCUGCAGCAGCAGAUCCAGCAGCAGCAGCAGCACUUUAGGCAUCAGGACAAGAGCUGUGAAGCCCAAACAGCAGGAUCAAGGGGCCACCACAGCAGCCACCUGACUCAGCAGGACCACCUCAAGCCUGGUCAGGACCAUAAUGCUAUGCAGAGGAUGAUGGGCUCCAGGAGCCUGGAGCAGCAGCUCAUCUCUCCUCCCAGCAACCCGGUGUCCCGUCCAUCUGAGCUGGCCUGUGCUUCAUCUCGCCAGGAACGUCACCGCGUGUCCAACUACUCUGCAGAGGCUCUCAUUGGUAAAAGUUCCUCCAGUGGUGAACAGCAGCAACGUAUGGCCCUCCACCUUCAACCUGGUCGUGGUGGUACUCAGGAGCAGGCAGACCUCCGCGGUUACUUGGAUACAUCACGGGGAAAAGCUGGCAUUGCUCACAACCCACAGAAUCGCCUUCCCUCUGACCAUCCAGGGUCCACGGACGUUCAACGUGUCUCGGAGUGUACACCCUUCAAGGCUAUGGGUGGUGCACAUCAACUCAGUGGUUUUGAGGCUCAGGUGUCUCGUGGGAGUGACAUGGCUGCUAAGGCAGUGCCUCCCUCCCAGAGAGGCCCUCAGGGGCAACAGCAGGGAGGGUUCAGGAUGAGUAUUGGUCCCACAGCAGAUGGCAGAAACCGUGGUGGCUACAGUGGAGCUCAUCCUGGUCCGCAGGGAGUACAAGUUGGCCCAGCAAUGCCUCGGGAACAGGAAGGUUGUCAACAGAGUUUCAUGCAGAGUCUCCUUUCCCCCCACCUUCCUGAGCAGAGCAAUCACCAGCGAGCAGUGCAGUGCUGUCCCCCUGUCAGCAUGGAGUACAGCUGUGUGCCUGGAAACUCUUCAGGAGACAUUCAGGCCAAAGCCUCCAGCCCUAGUGUUCCCCAAUCUCAGAAGACUCCAGCUAUGCGACUUGCAGAGGGCAACAAGGGUCACAUUUCUCAGGUUAGUAGUAAUAUGCACGCAGGCCCAGGUGUGCGAGCAGGUCUCCCACACCCUCCACCUCCACACAGCAGUGCUGAGCAAGGCCGUUCCUCUGCCCCAUCCAGACCACCCACUGCUGUUAGCCAACACUCUCGUCAUAUUCCCCGAGAUAAUCAGCCCACCAAACUGAGACCUGGUGACCGGCCUCGAUCAGGAACUCUAAGACCAACCAACCCCUUUGAGCCUGAAGGCCACCUGCCUCUGCCCUCCGGAGGAGGGGUGCUGCUGAGUCGAUCACAAUCUGGAGGAGAGGCACGACGCAGCACCAUCGUACGCUUUAUGCCAGAUGGUGCACAAGUUCCUGGCGACAACAACCUGGGGGCUGACCAACACUUAACACAGAACUUUGGUUUCCCCUUUAUUUCUGAGGGAGGAAUGAAUCCUCCACCUCCAAUUAAUGCAAACUCUACGUUCAUCCCUCCAGUCAGCCAGCCUAACGCUUCCCGAACACCAUCCCUUCUUCCUGUUGAGCCACAGAACACUUUACCAUCCUUUUAUCCUUCUUAUUCUCCAGCUGCUCAUCCCAGCCUUCCUAGUGAUGUCACUCUCCAAUAUUUUCCCAACCAAAUGUUUACAAGUCCAAGUGCUGACAAGGGUAGCGCUCCUCCACUCAACAACCGCUUUGGUUCCAUUCUCUCCCCUUCCCGCCCUGUGGGGUUCGGGGUAGAGAGAGGUUUCCCCUUACUUCCAGAUAUGCCUCCUAUGCCCAUUGCCAACUCAUCUGGAAUCACCCCUCACAUCUCCAACUUCAGUCUCACCUCUCUGUUCCCUGAAAUCGCCACCGGGAUGCCCACCGAUGGCUCAGCCAUGCCAAUGUCUCCUUUGCUGUCUCUCUCCAACACCUCAUCUGCCGACUCUAGCAAGCAGCCGAACCGUCCUGCCCACAACAUCAGCCACAUUCUGGGCCAUGACGGCAGCUCGGCUGUGUGAGGAGAUCUCAUGCUGCAGCUUGAAUGCCAUGGUGAACUGGUGUUGUGGAGUACAGAGUUCAAGUUUCUGCUUGAAAUGUGUUAAAAGUGUUGAAGAAAGUGAUGAAGAACUUGAUGAAUGAUCACUUUAGUUGUUUACAUGUUCACACAAUUUCAACGUGUUUUCUUUGACAUACAUAUGAUGUCAUGGUAAUUAUUUCCUUUUUUUUUUUUUUUUUUUCAAAUUUUAAUCUUUUAAUUUUAUGGGGACAGAAAAAAAAAUGUCCUGUUUAAAAUAUUGGUUAAACCAACUACUAGUUAAACAGAAAGUUUAGGUUCAUAACUUGAAUUAAUUGUAUUUUGGGUCAUUAAGAAAGCUUCACAGUUAUGUAAUUUACUAACUUAUCAGGUCGUUCUGUACAGAAUAAUUUUUUUUCCAAGAGCUAUUUUGUAAAUAUCAGUGUUUCAUAUCAGAAUUGUUAGACUAUGUAUGUAUUUGUAAAUAUAAAAUUGAUAAUAAAGUUUAUAACGAGA